Molecule: messenger RNA, 1925 nt
Organism: Panicum hallii
Lineage: Eukaryota; Viridiplantae; Streptophyta; Magnoliopsida; Poales; Poaceae
Product: putative receptor-like protein kinase At3g47110
Exons: 3
Coding region: 328-1905 (525 amino acids)
Molecular function (GO): protein binding
Source: RefSeq, a predicted model, not a curated record
GUAACCCUCCCAAGGCAUUGCUCGAUCAGCGUUUCAAGCUCUGCGCCACCCCACCACGCCUUUGUAGGAUCGGCGUGCACCAAGGCCACAAUCACACGACGUCCUAGAUCGAGUAUUGCUAAGGGUCGCCGGAUUCUGAAGAAAAUCCAUAUAUCUAUAUAUCAAGUAGGUCACUGAAGGCUGCAGUUUUUAUAUUCACCAUUCAGAGGCUGAACUUUCACUUCUGUUGGAUCUGGUUGAUGGAACAGAAAAAAUGUUUGAAGCCCUGAUAGUUGGAGAUCCUUCAGGCAUAUAAGCAAGCUCUGCAUUUGCGCAAGGUUGCUCGCCAUGGAGACUAUCACAGUUGGACAGCUUCUCUUUCUUCUAAUUAUUUGCAGUGCACAUGUUGUCCAUGGCUCCUUUAAUGGCAAUGAGACAGAUCGGCUAUCAUUGGUUGAAUUCAAGAAGGCAAUCACUCGUGAUCCACAGCAAGUCAUGUUGUCCUGGAAUGACAGUACUCACUUCUGCAAUUGGGAAGGGGUCUUGUGCCGGGUGAAGAAUCCACAUCGUGUCACUUCCCUUAACCUCAGUGGUCGUGGCUUAGUAGGGAACAUUUCUCCAUCAAUAGGAAAUCUAACAUUCUUAAGAUAUCUAUUACUUCCAAACAAUGUGUUCAUGGGACAAAUCCCUCCACCUCUAGGUCAUUUGCGUCGCAUCCGGUAUAUCUACUUGAGUAAUAACACACUCCAAGGGGAGAUACCUGAUUUCGCAAACUGUUCUAGUCUCAAGGGGAUAUGGCUGAAUGGCAAUCGCCUCGUGGGACAAAUGCCUACAUAUGCUAAUUUGCCUCCUCUCCUUGAGGUACUGCAGAUUUCCAAUAAUAAUAUUACUGGAACAAUUCCACCUUCCAUUUCUAAUAUUACAGCAUUAAUUGGACUCGGUAUCAUGUCUAAUAAUAUUGAUGGAGAAAUCCCAAGUGAAAUUGGGAAGUUUCCAAUGCUACAAAUCUUUUCCUCUUCGGCGAAUAAGCUAUCAGGAAGGUUUCAACCAGCCAUCCUUAAUUUAUCUUCUCUUGUAGAACUCAUUCUUGCCUCCAAUUAUCUCAAUGGAGAGUUGCCAUCCAAUCUUGGUAGUUCAUUACCCAAUCUACAAACGUUCUGUGUAUAUAACAACCUCUUUAAAGGGCAUUUUCCAAUUUCAUUGAUAAAUGCGUCUAAGUUAUUCGUGCUCGACAUGUCAAAGAAUAAUUUCACUGGAGUGGUCCCUAGUUCUAUUGGCAAACUGAAGGAACUGUCCUGGUUAAAUCUUGACUACAAUCAAUUCCAUGCACAUGACAAGCAAGACUGGGAUUUCAUGUAUAGCCUAUUCAAUUGCACAAAGUUACAAAUAUUGUCAUUAGCAGCGAAUCAGCUUGAAGGAAAGAUACCAAUUUCUUUUGGCAACCUUUCUGUGUGGCUUCAAGACUUGUUUCUUGCAAGCAACAAAAUAUCAGGGCUUCUUCCUACUGGUAUAGAAAACUUUCGCAGCCUGACAACUCUUGCUUUGCAGGAAAAUCAGUUUACAGGUCCCAUUCCAGAAGGGCUAGGAACCCUAAACAAAUUGCAAAGAUUAUAUUUAUCCAACAAUAUCUUUACAGGGAGUAUUCCUUCCUCCCUCUCAAACUUAUCUCGACUGGGACAGCUCAUGCUGGACUCUAACAAGUUGGAUGGAGAGAUCCCCCCAAGUCUGGGAAACCUCAAAGUCCUCGAAAUACUGGAAAUUUCCACCAACAAUCUUCAUGGUAGCAUACCAAAGGAGAUUUUCAACAUUCCUACAACAAUACAGAUCGGGUUAUCUUCCAAUAGCCUAAGCGGACCACUUCCUCUUGAAAUAGGCAAUGCCACGCAACUACAAUAUCUGUAUCUUUCAACAAAUAACCUGUCCUGACGCAUUGGGCAACUGUGAAA